Messenger RNA from Pelobates cultripes (western spadefoot toad), 5099 nucleotides. The record is from the annotation of a GenBank genome assembly. Lineage: Eukaryota; Metazoa; Chordata; Amphibia; Anura; Pelobatidae.
CUCACAAUGCAUCAGUCUGUAUGGGUGUUUCCUUUCUAGCAUUUUUUUUUAAUGUAACUAAAAUCACUAUGGGGACAUUUCAUGGAUACAGUUACUUUUUUGUUGCACACUGUUUUUCAGAGAACACAAUGAGGCAUCAGCAGUAAGGAUGCACUGCAAGCUGCAAUCAUUGGUCCAGAACAAGUCUGCAUCUUGCAUUUCCAUCCUGAUUUCAGGGAAAGGCAGUAGGCAGCACACAGCCCCAUUGCAGGUCUAAUUGCCCCUGGCUGGGCUGGGCAAGGUGUCUAGGAAAUGACUCCUCUAUCUGUAGCAGGUAUGCAAGGAGCAUAGCAGGCUGAUGGUCCCUCAAUUGAGACAACAGAAGGGAUGCUAAUGCUGCUUGUGGUGCUGAGGCUGUUGCUGGGAGAGUCUGCUGCUGCGACAGGGGAGGACAAGACGAACAGUUGAAGGAGCCUCACAGCGCAUGCUCCAUCCCAAACACUGACUUAUAUUCUCAGUCAAGGUAUCAAGGAAAAAAAAUCUGCAUUUUUUAGAAAGAAGAACGUCCACUGAAGAAAAAAAUAAAAAUAAAUAAAGAAUACUCCUUUCAGAGUAUUAGACAUCAACAGGUAGGAACAUCUUUGAUUUUAUUUUAAUGAUUGAUUUAUCCUCAUUCCCCCACUCCUGCAUAUGGUAUAUGUGUUUCUGGCUGUAAUAAUAUUAAUGCUGUGUGUGGGUUCAGUGCUGUGCAAGGGAAAUGACUGAUAGACGAUAGAAGGGGUUUCUUUGCUAUCUGGUGUUGUUGACAAUAAACUGCAUAAUUGGAGCUCAGAGAGACAAUACGGAUACAGCAAGCUCUGCUUAUUGCAAGUCUGAACCUGGUAUGUUGCAAACAGACCCAAUGGAUGGCUGCAUUCCACUGAUUAUAGAAAGCCAUAACAAAGGGACAUUAUGGGAGUCAGUGUGUAUGGGUGUAUGUGCUUUAUCUAUCUAUCCUGUCUAUCUAUCUAUCUAUCUAUCUAUCUAUCUAGUCUGUCUGUCUAUCUAUAUAUCUAUCUGUCUAUCUAUCUAUCUAUCUAUCUAGUCUGUCUCUCUAUCUAUCCAUCUAUCAUCUAUCUAUCUAUCUAGUCUGUCUGUCUGUCUAUCUAUCUGUCUAUCUAUCUAUCUAUCUAUCUAUCUAUCUAUCUAUCUAUCUAUCUAUCUAUCUAUCUAGUCUGUCUAUCCAUCUCUAUCUAUCUAUCUAUCUAUCUAGUCUGUCUAUCUGUCUAUCUAUCUGUCUAUUUAUCUUUCUAUCUAUCUACCUAUCAUCUAUCUAUCAUCUAUCUAUCUAUCGUUCUAUGUGUCUUUCUAGCUGUGUGUAUGCAUAUAUAUAUAUAUAUAUAUAUAUAUAUAUACAUACACACACACACACAAUGCUUACACAAAUACACACUAUUACAUACAGACACACACACACACACACACACACACACACAAUCCAUUGUUACACUGACAACUGAGCAUUAAAAGAUGGGUUUUAUUUAGACAAAGCCUGUAUAAAUCUUGCAGAACUGCACACCCUGAUUCCCUUCCAUCCUUUGAGAAGGGGCAUAGUAACAGUUGCAAGGAUUCCAUGUAUGAAUAAUGGAGCCUGGAUCCUGAUUUCUAAUGUGGUUAGCUGUGCUGGAUCAGCUCAGAUGCAUUAGAACAUAUUUGUUCUCCAUGAAAAUGUUGGAUUGCUGCAGCCCUACAUGAUAGAGUGAAUCAGAAGGGUCUAAUCCUGCUGUGAUAUGCAUUUAGCUAACCAUGAUUACAAAGGGAUAACAGAUUGGAUGCUUAUUUUUUUAAGAGUGUGCUUUGCAAUAUACACAAGACUGUGCUAUUGUGGUAUACACAUUUCCAAGCCAUAUACCUACAGUAUUUGUUAAGCAGAGAGGUGGGGGAUGGGAACCAUUGUGAUUUUAUUUUCUAAUAGAGCACUGUGGACUAAAACACAUUAUGCACACACACACACACACACAUAUAUAUAUAUAUAUAUAUAUAUAUAUAUAUAUAUAUAUAUAUAUAUAUAUAUAUAUAUAUAUAUAUAUAUAUAUAUAUAUAUAUAUAUAUAUAUAUAUAUAUGUGGGUGUGAUCCAUAUAUAUACUAUAUCAGCUGCACAAUAUUCACUGUAUAACAUGUAAAACAUUCAUUACAAUCUCAUUAUCUAUUUGGGUAUAUAUAUAUUCAGUCUGCUAAUUAGUGCUGCUUAUUUCUCCAAUUUUGAGUGUUUUUUGCUACUAAAUUUAACUUGAAAACAAAUAAUAGUAUUCAUUUACUUCCCCCCUCCUUUUCUGCAUAAAUUAACAUUCUUAUGGUAGCACUUUCUCACAUCAUGACUUGCUACCUAGAAAAAGAAGAAAAAGAAGAAAAGAAAAGAUUUCUUUGUUUAUUUAAUUAUUAUUUUUUUUACAGAUCUCUUGACAGUAUGACACAUCAGAAGAAUGAGAGAGAGGGAUGUGUACCAAGACACCAGCUCAGUUCUUUUUGUGGAUUACAUGUGAAGUAAAAUGUAUGGAUCUACCUUGUGCUUGCCCUUGUAUAUAGACCAUGAGACUUGACUGAAGCAAUAUCUAUAUCGUCCAUCUAUGGCGAACGAUAGCCAUGCAUCUGACAACAUCCUGCAAAAUGUGUCUCCUUUAACAGCAUUUUUAAAACUGACUUCAUUGGGCUUCAUCAUAGGAGUCAGUGUGGUGGGCAACCUUCUUAUCUCCAUCUUGCUAGUGAAAGAUAAGACCUUGCACAGAGCUCCAUACUACUUCCUUUUGGAUCUUUGCUGCUCAGAUAUCCUAAGAUCUGCUAUUUGUUUCCCAUUUGUGUUCACCUCAGUAAAGAAUGGUUCUACGUGGACUUAUGGGGCUCUUACUUGCAAAGUGAUUGCAUUUCUUGGUGUUUUGUCUUGCUUUCACACCGCGUUCAUGCUCUUCUGCAUAAGUGUGACCAGAUACUUAGCCAUAGCGCACCAUCGAUUUUAUACAAAAAGGCUGACCUUUUGGACUUGCCUGGCAGUAAUUUGUAUGGUGUGGACUUUAUCUGUAGCUAUGGCCUUCCCCCCUGUUUUAGAUGUUGGCACCUACUCCUUUAUAAGGGAAGAAGACCAAUGCACAUUUCAGCAUCGUUCCUUCAGGGCCAACGACUCUUUGGGAUUUAUGUUACUCCUCGCCCUCAUACUUCUAGCCACACAGCUUGUCUACCUCAAGCUGAUAUUUUUUGUUCAUGAUCGAAGGAAAAUGAAGCCAGUCCAGUUUGUAGCCGCCGUAAGCCAGAACUGGACUUUCCAUGGUCCUGGAGCCAGUGGGCAAGCAGCGGCUAACUGGCUCGCUGGCUUUGGAAGGGGCCCCACACCACCGACCUUACUGGGAAUAAGGCAAAAUGCAAACACCACAGGCAGGAGAAGGCUUCUGGUUCUAGAUGAGUUCAAAAUGGAAAAAAGAAUCAGUAGAAUGUUCUAUAUCAUGACAUUCCUUUUCCUGACCUUGUGGGGUCCAUAUUUGGUAGCUUGUUACUGGAGAGUUUUUGCAAGAGGUCCUGUGGUGCCAGGGGGAUUUCUAACAGCAGCUGUCUGGAUGAGUUUUGCCCAAGCUGGAAUCAAUCCUUUUGUCUGCAUUUUCUCUAACAGGGAGCUGAGGCGCUGUUUCAGCACAACCCUUCUUUAUUGCAGAAAAUCCAGGUUACCAAGGGAACCUUACUGUGUUAUAUGAAGGAGCAUCUGCAGAAAUGUUUAGGCUUGUGAAACACUACCCUUGUCGGCAAAGCAUUUGUGGCCUGUAGCCAUUUCUUGAGAAGAUCAAGAAUGGAACGUCUGCAGCAUUGUGCAUACUUUGCAAUAGCGCACCUGUAAUCCUAUUUUAACCUAAAGUGCUCCUGCAGGCCACCUGGGGAAGGUUUGUAAUUGAAACAAAGGACUCAACCCAUGGAUCUAAUUUUAUAUCUGUGGUUGAAUGUUAGAUCUUGCAAAUUGGCAGGUGCUACAAUUCACUGCUGAAUGCUGUGUAUAUCACCACAUUUAAAAAAAAAAAAAACAAGAUACACCCAGAAAGGUUAGCAUUUGGACAUCUAAAUAAAUUGAAUUGAGGUAAUGUGUUAAUAAACAUGCUUUUAAGAGUUUGAAGACUCUGAAUAUUUAAUAUUGUUUGGGGGUUUGUUUUUUUCCUUCUUCUUUUGCAAAGAUUGACAAAUGAGAAUUUUAAAAUACUGUACCCGAUUAAGGAUUUGUCAUGCAUUAUUGGAUUCAUCUUACUAAAAGGUUGCUUUACCUUUAUAAAUAUUGGGGAGCAUUUCAAAGCAGUAUUUUUUUUGUUAAAAUUCUAUUCUAAUUUUUCAAGUAUUCUUUCUAUAAACAAAUGAAGGUUUUCUUUAAGAGUGAUACUCGCAAUUAAAUGUAAUCUGUGCUCUUUUGUUUGUUUUUUUUAUUUCUUUAAUUUGGCAAAUAUUAAUUUAUCCUUUUGUUUCGGACAAACCUAGAUAUCAAUCUCUUUGGCAACAUAAUAUGCUUAUUGCAGUAUUAAAGGAUUUACAUUUGGAACACUCACAAUGAUACAGAAUACAUCAUGUUGCCUUAAUGGGUUACAUAGUAUCUUCUAUUUUAUUUGAGACAAUUGGAUCAGUCACUUGUGGUCAGUCACUUGGGAGGGCAUGAAAGAUUGUUUGUACCAUGUCUUUCAUUUCACUCCCAUUGUUCCCCAAAUCAGUAUGCACAUUGCUUGGAUGAGCACCGCCUUUCAGAUGUGCUACAAAUUCGGGUCCAUUGUAUGAAAUACAGGCAGUUGAAUAUGUUUAUAUUUUUAAGUCAACUGUCGUGGAGAGAACAAAAGCAUUGGUAUUAUAUUUUGCACAAUUUGUGAAGCAUUAAUUCUACUGAAGGCACAGUCCUGUUUAUACUUUCUGCACAUUUUGGUGUAUUGGUUGUUAAUAUUAUUUUAUUUCGAUUUUUUUUCCUUUUUUUUUUUUGUUCUUGUGAAAACCUAUCAUUUUUAGUAUUUUAGAAUAACAUUAGAGUCUGUGAGUCUUUCUUUCCUUCUUUAAGAUACAGAUGUGUGUGAAAUUGAAAUAUAAAGUUGCAUUUGCCAAAUUUUUUUCUUGUGUAGCCUGUUAAUUUUCC